This is a messenger RNA of Schistocerca gregaria, 1077 nucleotides long. RefSeq lists its product as uncharacterized. Gene Ontology annotation, cellular component: SWI/SNF complex; NuA4 histone acetyltransferase complex. Gene Ontology annotation, molecular function: chromatin binding. NCBI's taxonomy places the organism in Eukaryota, Metazoa, Arthropoda, Insecta, Orthoptera, Acrididae. The record is from RefSeq and is a predicted model, not a curated record. The transcript is spliced from 2 exons. Gene Ontology annotation, biological process: regulation of transcription by RNA polymerase II. Bases 1 to 1077 code for a protein of 358 amino acids.
AUGCAGGGGAUCGAGUGUCCCGACUCCGAGCCCGCUCCGGAGGCGUCGCGCAGGUAUUACGUGGGGACGAGCGCGCUGAAUCUGUUUCGUGAGGGGAUGGAGGUCAAGUGUCCCGUCCAGGACGGGUUGAUUCAAGACUGGGAUUGCGCGUCGAAGCUGUACGAUUUUGCGCUGAGGGAGGUGUUGCGGGUGAACCCGAGGGAGCACCCGGUGUUGCUGAGCGAGCCGGGAUUCAACACGUCCGCGCUGCGGGAGAAGACCACCGAGUUCUUCUUCGAGCACUACCAGGUGCCGGCGUUCUUCCUGUGCAAGAAUCGCGUGCUUUCGUCGUUCGUGUACGGGAGAGCGACGUCGGCGGUGGUCGAGUCCGGGGGCGGGACGACGGUGGUGACGCCCGUUCACAACGGGUACGCCCUGACGAAGGCGAUCGUUCGGUCUCCGCUGGCCGGGGACGAGUUGACGCGCAUUUACAGACACGUAGUCGAGAAGGCCGGAAUCGAGAUUCGGCCGGGGUACAUGUUGAACAAGAAGCAGGCGGAGAGCGGCGAGUUCAAGGUCUCGCUCAAGAACUUGGCGGGGGUGACGGAGUCGUUUCACAGCUACCAGGUGAACCAGAUACUGCAGUCUCUGAAGGAGGAGACCUGCCAGACGAUUUCUCCGGCGGAACACAAAUUCCGGAUUCCGGAAAUUCUGUUCAACCCGUCCCGCUUCGUGCCGGCGGAUUACCCGAGGUACGAGGAGUUCCGGGCGUUGCCGGGCAUCCACCAGAUGCUGGUCAACAGCAUCUCGGCGUGCGACAGCGACAUCAGGAAGGACCUGUACCAGAACAUCGCCAUUUGCGGCGGCAACACGCUGUUUCCGGAGUUCCAGGACCGGUUCAUCGCAGAGGUCAACACGCUCACGGCGCAGCAGAAGAAGAUCAGGAACCAGAGCCUGCCGUUCAACGCGGAGAGGAAGUACUCGGUGUUCAUUGGCGGGUCCAUACUGGGUUGUUUGGGAACGUUUCACCUCAUGUGGAUCAGCAAGCAGGAAUAUGAGGAACACGGGAGAAGCAUAGCGGAUCGGAAGUGUCCGUAG